AUGCCUGAUGGCGAGGUCUCCUUCGCCAGGCUCGGCGACGCCCGGUGGACUUGGGUAGCACCGGGCGGCGACGACGACGACGACACGGGUCUCCCGUCAAGGUUCGGCUACCGUGACUCCAUGUACAGUGCCGCUGAUGGCUUGUUCUACCUGCUCCGAUUAGACGCCUUCAUGUGCAGCUUGGACCUUAACGGGCCUUCGCCGGUGGCACGUAAGGUCCUCAACUACGUGCCGAAGUCUGUCAACCCAACCAAAUACCUCGUUCAGACACCGGCCGGUGACAUCCUGCAAGUUUGGUGGUUGAAGGACUACAUCGACUCGUCGACGCCGGUGCACUUUCCACCAGACUACGUGGACGACGGCGAAAGGGGUAUGGACCCGUGUCUGGAGCACAACACCAUUUAG
Molecule: messenger RNA, 405 nt
Organism: Miscanthus lutarioriparius
Lineage: Eukaryota; Viridiplantae; Streptophyta; Magnoliopsida; Poales; Poaceae
Source: the annotation of a GenBank genome assembly